UUAUUUUAAGUGCAUUAAUAAAAAAACUUUAAAUUUUUUUGCAUAGAAUAAUUUUGAACAUUCAAAAUGGCUGAGCGUUUUCAAAUAUCAAAAACCAAUAAUGAACAAGAAAUGCCAAAAAUAGUCGAAAAUGUUAAAUACCAAAAUAAUAAUAACAAUAAUGUUAACAUCAAUGGACCUCCACCUACAAUUGAAAACUCGGAAGAAAAUCGUAGAAGCUCAAGACUUUCGAUCCGCGGUUUCGGUAGCUUCCUGAAAAAAAAUGAAGCUCGAAAAUUCAGUUUAAACCAACUAACAAAUGAAACGCUUCCUAGAUUAGAUAAUUACAGAAUGUCCAAGAGGAAUCAAAAACGUAUAUCCAUUGGCGAAAUGUAUGGAGAGCAUGAGCAAGAACAGACUAUACAAAUACCAGAACCCCCAAAUGAACCAAGCGGACACAUGAUUAAACUUGGCUGGAUCGCUGGUGUUAUGAUACCAUGUUUGCUAAAUAUUUGGGGUGUCAUGCUCUUCCUGCGGCUCAGUUGGGUUGUGGCUGAAUCGGGCAUACUGGAAACUCUUAUUAUCAUUACGAUCUCAGCAGUGGUUUGUGUUAUCACAACAUUAUCGCUUUCUGCCAUUAGUACAAAUGGCGAAGUGAAAGGUGGCGGUGUGUACUUCAUUAUAUCACGCUCGUUGGGUCCUGAAUUCGGUGCUUCUGUUGGCAUUGUUUUUGCAUUUGCUAAUGCUGUUGCAGCUUCCAUGAAUACUAUUGGUUUCUGUGAUUCUCUCAACGAUUUGUUAAAGCACAAUGGUUUAAAAAUUGUUGAUGGCAGUAUUAACGAUGUUCGCAUUGUGGGUGUUUGCGCCAUACUCGUACUGAUUCUUAUUUGUUGCGUUGGUAUGGAAUGGGAAUCAAAAGCGCAAAACUUUCUCAUAGUUACUAUUGUUUUGGCCAUAUUUAACUUUAUAAUUGGUGCUGCUAUUGGACCGCAAGGAAAGGAAGAAGAUAUUGCCAAAGGAUUUGUGGGCUUUUCAUGGAACACAUUUAAGGAAAACUUUGGCUCUGAUUAUCGUUUUUCAGAAGGAUUAAAUCAAAAUUUUUUCAGCGUAUUUGCUAUUUACUUUCCUAGUGUAACUGGUAUUCAAGCUGGUGCAAAUAUUUGUGGUGAUUUAAAAGAUCCUGGUGGUGCUAUACCUAAAGGAACGUUUUGGGCACUUUUAAUCUCUAUGACUUCGUAUGCCGUAUUUGCUUUUUUUGCUGGCGGUGCUGCUGUACGUGAUGCUUCUGGUAAUGUAGCUGACCUCAUUAACGGUACAAUUGUUAGCUCAUCUCUACCAUGUAAAUUAAAUAAUACUUGCGAGUUCGGUUUGGCAAAUUCCUAUUCAGUGAUGCAACUAAUGUCACUUUGGGAACCAUUGAUCUAUGCUGGUUGCUUUGCGGCUACUCUCAGUACUGCAUUGACUAAUUUACUUUCUGUGCCACGCCUUGUUCAAGCUUUGGGUAUUGACCAAAUAUAUCCCGGACUAAUAUUCUUUUCGAAACCUUAUGGCAAACAUGGCGAACCAUACAGAGGCUAUGUACUUACCUUCCUUAUAUCUGCUGGAUUUUUGCUUAUUGGUGAACUUAAUGUAAUUGCACCUCUAAUAUCCACUUUCUAUUUAGCCUCUUAUGCACUUAUUAACUUCUGUACAUUCCAUGCUGCAUUUGUUAAGCCGCUUGGUUGGCGCCCAACAUUCAAGUACUAUAACCUAUGGCUUAGUUUAUUUGGUUUUGUACUUUGUAUUGCUAUAAUGUUCCUAAUCGAUUGGAUGUCUUCUCUUAUUACAAUGGUCAUAAUAUUUGCAUUGUAUUUGGUGGUGAUGUAUCGCAAACCUGAUGCCAAUUGGGGCUCCUCAACACAAGCACAGCAAUACAAAGCUGCACUAACUGCUGUACAUAGACUGCAGAAUGUAAGCGACCAUGUGAAAAAUUAUAGUCCACAAGUGUUGGUGCUAUCGGGUGAUCCUAAAUCCAGACCACCUUUAAUAGAUUUCGGCUAUUUACUUACAAAGAACAAUUCGCUGAUGUUUGUGGGAAAUAUUUUGCCAUUACAUAUGGGAUAUAAAAAUUUGCAGAACCUUAUCAAGGACGGUCAAAAUUAUUUAGACGCGAGAAAAAUAAAAGCAUUUUAUAAUGUAAUCGAUGGAUUUACAAUGGAAGAUGGCGUUAAUGCCAUGAUAAAGUCAAUAGGUGUUGGAAAAAUGUCUCCUAAUAUCUUAUUAAUGGGCUACAAAUCAAACUGGUAUCACUGUAAAAAAGAAGACAUUGAAACUUAUUUCAAUAUUUUAUACUCUGCCUUCUCUCAUCGCAUGGGUGUAGCAAUAUUGCGUUUGCCUAAUGGCCUUGAUUUUUCUGAUUUGAAUCAAGAGAUAACUGUAUCAAGUUAUAAUGCUCUAAAUCAUUUACAAACAGUAAAUGCUCAAGGAUUCAGUAAUCCUACUAUGCUCGAUACAACAGCUGCUUCAGAUUUAUUACACAUAGACUCUAAUCUCAAUCUGGCGGGCAUGGAUAGUACUAGUUCAUCAAUUAUCGGAUAUGAGACCAAUGAAAUGCCAAAUAUGAGAAGCAGUAAAAAUUACACAUUAAACCAAAACGAUACUAUCACUUACAUGACGAAAGGUGGCUCAGAAGUACCGAAAAAUAUUUUAGAUGCUGUGACAACAUUCACUCGUAAGCAACAAAAGAGUACUAUAGAUGUAUUUUGGUUAUAUGAUGAUGGCGGGCUUACAAUGCUGCUACCACACAUAAUUUCUAUGCGAUCUAAUUGGCAAAACUGUAAACUCCGUGUGUUUGCACUUAGCCAUGGUAAAGAUGAUGAAGCUGAAGAGAAAAACAUGGCAAAUUUAUUGAAAAAACUUCGCAUCAGAUACUCUGAAUUAAUAAUGCUUAAAGGGCUCACUGAUCAGCCUCAUAUGAAUACUCUGAUGAAACAUAAACGUUUAAUACAAAAUUUCUGUAAAAAUCCAAUAAAUGAUUUCGGUUUAACGGAAGAAGAAAUUCUGUUAAUGGAAGAGAAAACCUGGAGACAAUUGCGUAUACAUGAAUUGGUUGUGAAAUAUUCAUCAAAAGCUGCACUCAUUGUUAUGUCAUUACCUAUGCCACGAAAGGAAGCUAUUUCAACACCAUUAUACAUGUCUUGGUUAGAGAUGCUCACAAGUGAGAUUGACUGCCCAAUAGUUCUUGCGCGCGGUAAUCAAACGCCCGUUCUAACAUUUUAUUCAUAGUAUUAUAAUUGCUCAUUUUAUAUCAAAUAUUUUAAAUAAAAUGUUUCUUAAAGCAAAAUAAA
Teleopsis dalmanni is the source of this 3305-nucleotide messenger RNA. RefSeq names its product bumetanide-sensitive sodium-(potassium)-chloride cotransporter-like. The transcript has 12 exons. Gene Ontology annotation, biological process: potassium ion homeostasis; potassium ion import across plasma membrane; chloride transmembrane transport. Bases 67 to 3243 code for a protein of 1058 amino acids. NCBI's taxonomy places the organism in Eukaryota, Metazoa, Arthropoda, Insecta, Diptera, Diopsidae. Gene Ontology annotation, molecular function: sodium:potassium:chloride symporter activity. The record is from RefSeq and is a predicted model, not a curated record. Gene Ontology annotation, cellular component: membrane.